Scomber japonicus (chub mackerel) is the source of this 2811-nucleotide messenger RNA. It is a transcript of the gene npas4a, whose product is annotated as neuronal PAS domain protein 4a. Gene Ontology annotation, molecular function: DNA-binding transcription factor activity, RNA polymerase II-specific; RNA polymerase II transcription regulatory region sequence-specific DNA binding; protein dimerization activity. The transcript is spliced from 8 exons. Lineage: Eukaryota; Metazoa; Chordata; Actinopteri; Scombriformes; Scombridae. The coding region runs from base 1 to 2811 and encodes 936 amino acids. The record is from RefSeq and is a predicted model, not a curated record. Gene Ontology annotation, biological process: regulation of transcription by RNA polymerase II.
AUGUACCGCUCAACCAAAGGAGCAUCCAAGGCUCGACGGGACCAGAUCAACACUGAGAUCCGGAACCUGAAGGACUUGUUGCCCAUAUCCGAAGCAGAUAAAGCGCGGCUCUCAUACCUGCACAUCAUGUCUCUUGCCUGCAUGUACACCAGGAAAUCCGUCUUCUUUACUCAAGAAGCGGGAACUGCUGCUGGUGUUGGAGAGAGUGCACAGUUUCUGUCUUUCCACGAAUUGUCGGAGUUUAUGCAGGCGCUGCCGGGGUUUCUGAUGCUGCUGACCGGGGAAGGGAAGCUCCUGUACCUGUCAGAGAGCGUCACCGAGCACCUCGGACACUCCAUGGUGGAUCUUGUGGCACAGGGAGACAGUGUGUAUGAUAUAAUCGACGCCUCAGACCACUUAAUCAUGAGGACCAACCUGUCAACCUCUACAUCACUUGAAACAGAUCGUCUCUUCCGCUGUCGUUUCAACACAUCCAAGUCCGUGCGGAGGCAGAGUGCUGGGAACAAGCUGGUUCUGAUCCGAGCUCGCUGCCUCAUCCCCCCCUCCUCCGCUCCUGCUGCCGGGUCCUACUGGACCUCCAACCCUGUCUGGGUGUGUUUCUGCUCUCCUCUGGAGCCCCACCCGACCCGCACCGGCCCCGGGGCAGAGAGGGAGUCAACCUCUACCCCUCCCCUGACUGACACCAACUUGUUCCUGGCCUGUUUCCACUCGCAGCAUGGCCGGGACAUGAGGCUGCAGACUGCCCAGGAUAGUGUGAGCGCCUAUCUUGGCUUUGAUGUGACAGCUUUACGCUCUUGCUCCUGGUACAGCCUCCUCCACCCACAGGAUCUGUCACAUGCCUCUGCUCAGCAUCGCAGCCUAUUGAGAGAAGGAGGAGAGGGCAGAGCUGAAAUGGUGGUGCGUGUGCAAGCUCAGGACCAGUCGUGGGUUUGGCUCUACAUGGUGCUCCAGCUGCAGCCUGGAGAAAUCCCCAUCAGCAGCAACAACUACAUCAUCAGUGAGUCUGAGGCUUGGUCAGUGCGUCAGCAGCUCAGCUCAGAGCAGACCCAGCUGACCCUGGUUCUGAGUUCUGGUACCUCCCAACAGGAGAGUCUGAGCCUUCAGUCCCCAGAAACCCUGUCCAGCCCAGACCAAGUCUUCACCCCUGGCAGCAGCGGCCUAUCUGCCCAGUCCUUUGACUUCAGCACUGCUGGCUGCAGCGUUGGCUCCUCUGAUGAACCAGGGAGCUCUGCUGCUGAAGCCAUGAGGCUGGAGGGUGACCCUCGCUCCAGCAUCUCCUCUCUGGAGGAAGAAAGCUUAUUUCAGCAGCAUCCCACUGAAAGCCCCUCAGCUGCCUCCUCUCCCACUCCAGUCACUGUUGAAACAGUAGCAGACUUAGACUUUUUAACCCAGAACAUUCUCCUGCCACCCUCCUUCCAGCUCGACCCUCCACUGCCAGCUCUCCCCCUGCCACUCCCUCCUGUGCCCACCCCACAAGCUCAGCAGAGCAAAGAGUUUGUGUGCACACCACCCUACACACCACAGAUCAGUGGAGCUAGCUUCCCAUUUGGUGAACCCCUCUUCAGCUUUGACCCCACCGGUACAACCACUCCUCCUCCCUCUGCUACCACAGCCACUGCCACCACCUCCAUGGCCCCCGCAGCUUCCUCCACAGCCCCACCAACUACCGCUUCCAGCCCUUCUCCCCCCACCACCCUGUCUACCAAACUUGCCCUUGCACUACCAAACCUCACCACUGACCUCCUCUUCCCUAUUGACCCCUGCAGUGGCUCUCUUUAUGAGAAAUUGCCUCCUACACCUGACAGCCCUGGAGAUGGUGACUGCACAGUGAUGACCCUUCCCGAGGUACGGGGUCCUCUGUAUGUAGAUGUGCCACUAGGGCCCCUCCAGUGUCCCCCUGAGGGCCUCCUCACCCCUGAAGCAUCACCUGGUAAACAGCCCUGCCUCUCCUUCUUCUCCCUAGAGCGAGAGAGGGAGAAGGAGAGGGCAGAAAUCUCCCUCUUAGCUCAGCAUAUCAGCUCACUGGCAGAGGGAUUCUACCUGGAUCCACUCUUGUCCAAAGUCUCUCCUCCCUCCAUGUCACCCUCAUCCUCCCCUCCCUCCCCCUUCCUGUCUCCUGCCAUAGAGACCACUGAUAUUGAUUCAGUCCACAUGCUUAGGGAGUUUUAUCCCAUCAAAGCAUGGAGAGGUCUGGACAUUCCCAUGUUCCUCGAUGAUGAUGACUCUCUGUUUGAAGAGAGCAUCCUAGAAACCCUCAUCCAAGACGACUUUGCUCCUCCCCAGUCCUCCAUCAUCUCCUCCCCCUCCCCCUCAUCCUCCCCUAUGCCCAGUCCUUCCAGCCCAAUCUCUCCUCAAACCCCAGUGUGCUGGCACCAACCCUCCCAGUUUGAGGGAGUGGGCCACUUCUGUAGCGUCCAAUCGGCGCAAUGUAACUCCAUGGCUGGGUGCGGGGCGACUAUGGCUGCUGAGGCUGGGGCAAUGGCGGAAGGGGAGGGGCUAGCGGAGGAAGCAAUGGAGAUUGAGGUGGUGUCAUCUCCUGUGUCCUCUUGCUCCUCCAUCCCAGCUUCCCCUCCCCUCAUUCUCACUGCCUCCCCAAGCCCCGCUAUCUCCACACCCAUCGCCUCGCCCUUGCCCGCCGUGUCUUGCACUCAGUCCCUCCUGGAGGAACUGGCCGUUCUGGAACCCAUGUUUGGGGCAGGUGCCUCGAUCGCCCCUGGCUUAGGGCAACAACCUGAGUUGUAUCAACUCCAAUGUCAUCCAUCGCCACAGUGCUUCCAUAAAGAUGGGAGUGGAAGUGUUCCUCCGUUCUAA